AUGAGCAAUCAACCACAGUUCACCGACAAAGCCCACCAGGCUCUGUCGGAUGCGGCUAAGCUGGCCGCGCAGAAUGAUCAUAUUCAAAUCAUGCCACUGCACUUGGCAGUAGCUCUAUACGACCCUCCUGCAGACGAGUCCAAGGAUCAGCAACAAACGAUGAACGCCUCGCAUUCCCACACCUCCGCGCCCCUCUUCCGACAGGUUAUCGAACGGGCUCAUGGCGAUCCUCAGCUCAUGGACCGAGCUCUUAAGAAGGCGAUGGUGCGGUUACCUCGUCAAGAUCCCCCGCCUGAGCAUAUCCCGAUGUCUCCAUCAUUGAACAAGGUUAUCAAGUCCGCUCAGGAGUUGCAGAGAACACAGAAAGAUACCUAUGUUGCCAUGGAUCAUUUGAUUACCGCACUUGCCCAAGAUCCAAAGAUCCAGGAAGCUCUGAGAGAUGCCAACAUUCUCAACACCAAGCUCAUCGAUACCGCUAUUCAACAAAUCAGAGGCACCAAGCGGGUGGAUUCCAAAAACGCCGAUGCCGAAGAAGAGAACGAAAACCUCAAAAAGUUCACCAUAGAUAUGACCUCCAUGGCCCGGGAAGGCAAAAUGGACCCGGUCAUUGGACGAGAGGAAGAAAUCAGACGAGUCAUCAGAAUCCUUUCCAGACGGACCAAGAACAAUCCUGUCCUGAUUGGAGAGCCAGGUGUUGGUAAGACUACAGUUAUCGAAGGCCUUGCGCAGCGGAUCAUCAAUGCUGAUGUUCCCGCCAACCUGGCCGCCUGCAGGCUACUGUCCCUCGACGUAGGUUCUCUGGUGGCCGGCAGCAAAUACCGUGGUGAGUUUGAAGAGCGAAUGAAGGGCGUCUUGAAAGAGAUCGAACAAUCUACGGAAAUGAUCGUCCUGUUCGUCGACGAGAUCCACCUCCUAAUGGGCGCCGGCGCCAGUGGUGAGGGCGGCAUGGAUGCUGCUAACCUGCUCAAGCCCAUGCUUGCCCGUGGCCAACUUCACUGCAUCGGUGCGACGACCCUUGCCGAAUACAGGAAAUACAUCGAAAAAGAUGCCGCUUUCGAGCGUCGUUUCCAGCAGGUUUUGGUCAAGGAACCUUCCGUGGCAGAGACCGUCUCUAUCUUGCGUGGUCUGAAAGAACGCUACGAAGUGCACCACGGUGUCACUAUCCUCGAUGGUGCUAUCGUUGCUGCUGCAUCUUUGGCCGCUCGAUACAUCACCACACGGCGGCUACCUGAUUCGGCCGUUGAUCUCAUCGAUGAGGCUGCAGCUGAUGUUCGAGUCAUUCGGGAAUCCCAGCCAGAAGCUCUCGAUAACAUGGAGCGGAGACUACGACAGCUCGACAUCGAGAUCCAUGCUCUUCAGCGCGAGACCGACCCCAACUCCGUACAGCGUCUCGACGAGGCCAAGAAGGAAGCCGCUAAUGUCAAGGAAGAGCUCGAGCCUCUCAGAGAGCAUUACGAACAAGAAAAAGAGCGCUCUCGUGAAUUGCAAGAAGCCAAGAUGAAGCUUGACCAGCUCAAGGUGAAGAGAGAAGAAGCUGAGCGAUCAAACGACAUUCAAACCGCCUCAGAUCUUGCCUACUAUGCUAUUCCGGACGUCAUUGCUCUCAUCAAGCGUCUGGAAAACCAAAAGGCACAGGCGGCCGCUGAGCAGCACGAACGUAUGGGUGGCCUUGGAGAAGUGGCUGUCACCGACGCCGUUGGGCCAGAUCAGAUCAAUGCUAUCGUGGCCCGCCAAACAGGCAUUCCCAUAACCCGCCUUCGGGCUUCCGAGAGGGAAAAGAUCCUCCACAUGGAGUCACAGCUCCAAAGAAUCGUCGUCGGUCAGCGAGAAGCUGUCAAAUCCGUCUCGAACGCUAUCCGGCUACAACGCUCCGGCCUCGGCAACCCUAAUCAACCACCUUCCUUCCUCUUCUGCGGCCCGUCCGGCACAGGUAAGACUCUUCUCACCAAAGCUCUGGCCGAGUUUUUGUUCGACGACCCUAAAGCAAUGAUCCGGUUCGACAUGUCAGAGUACCAGGAGCGUCACUCCCUCUCACGCAUGAUUGGUGCGCCUCCAGGCUAUGUGGGUCAUGACUCAGGCGGUCAGCUGACGGAAAACCUGCGCCGGCGGCCCUUUUCCAUUCUCCUCUUUGACGAGGUUGAAAAGGCUGCCAAGGAGGUUCUCACUGUCCUCCUUCAGCUCAUGGAUGACGGACGUAUCACGGACGGGCAAGGGCGUGUGGUUGACGCGCGCAACUGCAUCGUCGUUAUGACGUCUAAUCUCGGUGCCGAGUACUUGGCACGUAACAACGCGACAGAUGGACGCAUCGAUCCUACAACGCAGGAGCUGGUCAUGAAUGCGCUCCGCAACUACUUCCUUCCCGAAUUCCUGAACAGAAUCAGCAGCAUUGUCAUCUUCAACCGACUCACACGGCGCGAGAUCCGGAAGAUCGUCGACCUCCGCCUACAAGAAAUCCAGAAGCGUCUCGAGUCCAACGACAAGAAGAUCUUGAUCGACUGCUCCGAAGACGUUAAAGACUACCUCGGCGCCGCAGGCUACUCGCCCGCCUACGGUGCGCGACCCCUACAGCGUCUCCUGGAAAAGGAGAUCCUGAACCGCCUUGCAGUGCUGCUACUACGCGGCAGCAUCAAGGACGGCGAGGUGGCGCGCGUGCGGCUCGAGGACGGCAAGGUUGUCGUGGUGCCGAACCACAAGGACAGCGAUCUCGAGGACGAAGAUGACAUGAUGGACGAGGACGAUGCCCUAUACGAGCUGGAGGAAACUAAUGGUAAGGCCGACCCCGGCGCCAUGGACCUCUACGAAUAG
This is a messenger RNA of Cyphellophora europaea CBS 101466, 2805 nucleotides long. Its product is annotated as hsp98-like protein. Gene Ontology annotation, biological process: cellular response to heat. Gene Ontology annotation, cellular component: cytosol; cytoplasm. The record is from RefSeq and is a predicted model, not a curated record. The coding region runs from base 1 to 2805 and encodes 934 amino acids. Lineage: Eukaryota; Fungi; Ascomycota; Eurotiomycetes; Chaetothyriales; Cyphellophoraceae. The transcript has a single exon. Gene Ontology annotation, molecular function: ATP hydrolysis activity; ATP binding.